AUGGGAUAUCCGUCUUCCACUACUAUAUAUAUAGUUGCUGGUGAAAUCGAUGGAGGCAAGAGUAUGAAUGCUUUCCGUGAACAGUACCCAAAUGUCUUCUCUCGUUCAACUCAUGCGACUGAAGGAGAGUUAGAGCCCUUCAGGGAAUACCAGAAAGGACUUGCUACGCGGUCAGUAAAACCCACGAGAUUAAAAGCCCAUUAG
This is a messenger RNA of Arabis nemorensis, 204 nucleotides long. The record is from the annotation of a GenBank genome assembly. NCBI's taxonomy places the organism in Eukaryota, Viridiplantae, Streptophyta, Magnoliopsida, Brassicales, Brassicaceae.